This is a messenger RNA of Monosiga brevicollis MX1, 3345 nucleotides long. RefSeq lists its product as uncharacterized. NCBI's taxonomy places the organism in Eukaryota, Choanoflagellata, Craspedida, Salpingoecidae. The record is from RefSeq and is a predicted model, not a curated record. Bases 1 to 3345 code for a protein of 1114 amino acids. Gene Ontology annotation, molecular function: phosphatidylinositol binding. Gene Ontology annotation, cellular component: catalytic step 2 spliceosome. The transcript is spliced from 12 exons.
AUGGCCAAGCUUGAGGCCAAGGCCGAUCUAGAGGCCGGUGCAGCUCUCCCAAGUACCAAUUCUACUGGUACAAAGCCACCGAGUCAUCCUGAACCGCCCGCCCGCUUUGACUUCCAGUCCAUCCUCACUAUGGCCGAAGCCACCGAUCUGCUGGACCAGCUCGAGUUUCCAUCGAGUGACGGUGCUGACCUCUUCCGACAAGCUCGCACCCGGACCAUUGAUGCCCUUACCGAUCUAAAGCAGUGCUGCCUCGAUGCGAUGAGCAGCAAGUGCGCCGAUCGCGCGUCACAUCAUGGCUCGCGGCAAGCCUCCACGGCACUGGUCAAAACAACGCCAGCAUCAAACCCAAGUUCCGCCGCGGCUGUUCCUGGCCACACCGCUCUUCUCAAUGAUUCCCAACACUCCGCCCACGCGCCCCCUACCGAGGCAGCAGAAGCCACAUCGAUGUCUCCAACCCCACCAUUGCGCGAGGUUCUGGAGACCCUUGCUACCAGCAUUGUGCCGCUUGUCUGCGCACACUGUUACAAGCUAUUGAUAGGAGGCAAGGCUCUACUUUGCAAUGAUAGCUAUUAUCACCCCAAGUGUUUCUGCUGUCAGCACUGCCACCAACCCAUUACCACCACCCGCUUCCUUCUGACCAAUGGCCAGCCCGUCUGCUACGAUUGCUGCCCGAGUUGCGUGGUCUGCGGACUUACCGUCAUUGAGAACCACGUCAUGGUCAAUCAGACUCACUACCACCGCCUUUGCCUGCGCUGCAGUGCCUGCGAUACGCCGAUCCAACACCAGCUCUUUCUCCGGGACGACCAGGUGGUCUGCCCGCGCUGUAUUGACCCUAUCUUUCCCAAUCGCUGGUCGCGUCGCUCCUCCACCACGGUGGGCAGCACGCGACUCGCACACGAUACCACUGGCUCCGCUGGUCUUUUACCCCCCGGGCCGUCUCGCAGACGCCACAGCAGCCACUCAGCCACCGGACGCCGGCGGCGCAGCAGCAGCAGCAGCCGUACAGACACCUCCAGCAUGGGCUAUAUCCGACCCAAAGAGAACGCAGACUACGAACUGGUCCACCCUGACCCCCGAGAGUCCGGCGCCCAUGUAUACGAAUAUGCCUUACCUGCAGGUGCGCUGCAAUGGCUGCGUGGUACCGUCCCUGGGCAGCGCCCUCGCGGCGCGGGUGGCCAGCCUACCAUCGGCCAGCCAAUUCCUGAGGAGGCCGUGUAUGCCGAGGUGGAUGACGGCGACGGCAGCGGCUUGAUGGCAACAGCCACUGGGCAUCGUCGUCGCAGUAGCUCCGAAACCUAUGCAGAGCCCAACAGUGUCGUUGCAGACUCUGCAGUGACCUCGGGGGCACUCGCCUCGCUCUUGGCUGCCAUGCCGCACUGGGUUCAUGCUCGCGAUUUGGACAUGGCCACAAUCCUCGCUGAAGAGGAAGUUCACUUUUUGAACUAUUGCAGCCGAUGCAGUUUUGAGGGACUGUGCCAAGCACUCUUUUGGCUCGAUCUGCAGCAACUGCUAGACGUUGCUGGUCUUGCUACUCCAGUGGAGCUCGCCAACUACUGCGAAGGCAUUUAUGACAAGUACUUGACACCCGAUGCCGAGCUGGCUAUCACACUCCCACCCUCUCUCCUCGCGGGCAUGGAGACGGCGCUUCACGUCGAGGCCAUGAAUGACGUGUGGUUAGACGAGCAGAUACCUGAGCCAGAGGCUGCGAAUGUCGUUUCUCGUCUCACAGAUGACGACUUGACCACUUUACGACACUGCCAAAGCUGCGUACAACAAAAUCUACGUGCUCGCGUCCUCCCAGACUUUCUCACAUCUAGCGAGGGUCGACAUUACCUGAGCAAUCGCCGCAUGGCUGCCCGGCGUGAUGAGGCCUGCAGCGCCGAUCGAGAUGGUCAUUGCUUGCAGCCUGCAAGUUUAUGCUUUGUGCCUCGCACGGCUCGCAUCUGCAACGUCACGCGACACGCUUAUUCGCGGCGUGAUGUUGCCAUGGGAUACUCAUUUCGCCUCGAUGAUAGCACAAGCCGCGAGCCGCCAUCGAGCUUAGGACAUACCAAACCCGGCCCGGGCAGUGGAUGUGCCCAAGGCCGCGCCUCUCCGGUUUGGAAUCGCCAAGGCUUGAGCGAUCGCUUCAAACGUACCAUCCUGGCGUACGAUAUUGAGGUGGUGACCAAGGACGCGUGCUACACAAUCUCACGUCGCUAUCGGCAGUUUCGGGAGUGUCAUGAGGCCAUUCGACUAGCAUUGCCCGGUCUGGAGUUACCGGUGUUUCCGCCCAAGAUCUAUCUGGGUCACCUGCGCAACGUUGCUGAUCGUCGGCGAGACGAGCUCACGGAUUGGCUGGCUGCGCUCAUAGCUCUGCCUGCUUCACAGUUGGUAUCGUCACACAACACGGCACGGCAAGAGAUGGCAGGCAAAGACGCAGCGGGCGCCACCACUGAGAUGGCGCAGGAUGGCGAUGGCGCCAAUGUGACAGAUUUGCUGGCUGCCAAGCAGAAGGAACUCGAGGCCAUCAACGAGCGCAUUACCCAGGUGGUUGGCCAUGAACCGGAAAGGCGCCACCGCCGCCGACCCACAGAGGAGCGCCGAACCUCUUUUGGUGGCAGCCAUCGUGCCGGCACCGAAGGUGAACUGGAAGACUUGCCAGCGGUGGAUAACAAUAAGCUGCGUAGUGUCGUGGCUUCUUCCACGGCCAAGCGUGACACAAGCACCGAUGUCACAGAAGCACCCGUUCUGAAGAAGGUUGCAUCUGCUACCGUAGUGGCUAGCCGCUCCAGCCGCCCGUCCUUGGAAAAGAACGACUCCAAAACGACUGCUCGCAAUCGUCGUAUGUUUGGCAUGCUCAUGGGCACGUUGCAGCAAGCCUCAAAGCGGGCCGAGAAAAAGUCACAAUCCGAGCUGCGUUACAAGGAGGUAGAUCAAAAGUUCAAGGAGCAGCAAGAGCAGGAGCGUGAGGAAUAUCGUCAGCAGCGCAACGCACUCUUUGAUGAACGCCGCGAAAAGCGUAACGAACUCUUUCGUCUAGAGCAAGAAGUCGAGCUGCCGGCUUGGCAAUCAGCAUGGGAGGAUCAUGCCAAGAGGUUACGAACAUUCAUUCGCCUUAAAGCCGAGCCCCGCAUUUUUUUUGUCCCGGGCAAGCACAACGAUCAGACUCGAGCCAUGUUGAUCAACUCGCAGCAGGAGCUUGACCAAGAACAAGAGGAGCGCAAGAAAACCCAAUGGAAGGCCUUGGAUCCUCCACUCCGCCGUCGCCGCGAUGGUCAGGAGGCAGCAGACGACUCCAAGAUGCAAACCGCCGAUGAUGGUGAACAGGAUCAACCAGAGCGCCGCCGCGGUGAUGAGGAAUGA